AUGCUGGGCACCAUGAAGUGGUGGGUCCUGGUCUUGGUUAUUCUGCAAUUGACAGAGGGAGUGGAGAGGGUCAUUCUGAAGAGAGGGAAAUCCAUUCGGGAAAAUAUGAAGGAGAAAGGAGUGCUUGAGAAAUUUAUGAAGAAAUACCAUAUGGAUCCUGUGCUUAAGUACCGCUUCGAUGAAUACAAUGUUGCUUAUGAACCAGUAACAAAUUAUUUGAAUGGAUAUUACUUUGGAGAGAUCAGUAUUGGAACUCCACCACAGAACUUUCUGGUUUUAAUGGACUCUGGUUCUUCCAAUCUCUGGGUACCCUCUGUGUAUUGUAGUACAGCAGCCUGUGGUAACCACCAUAGGUUCAACCCUAGUGCCUCUUCCACAUACUCUAACAAUGGACAGACCUAUACUUUGUAUUAUGGGGCUGGCGACUUAAGCAUCAUGCUAGGCUACGAUACUGUGCAAGUCCAGAAUAUAGUUGUUACCAACCAGGAAUUUGGCCUGAGUGAGAACGAACCAACCACUCCCUUCUAUUAUGCCGAUUUUGAUGGGAUUAUGGGGAUGGCUUAUCCGCCUCUAGCUGUAGGGGGUGGAGCCACACUCAUGCAGCAAAUGCUAGAACAAGGACAGCUUUCUGAACCUGUCUUCAGCUUCUAUUUUUCACGACAACCAACUGUUCAGUAUGGAGGGGAACUGAUCUUGGGAGGAGUUGAUAAUCAGUUGUACUCUGGGGAAAUUUCCUGGACCCCUGUCACUCGUGAGGUUUACUGGCAAAUUGGUAUUGAAGAGUUUGCCAUUGGAAAUGAGGCUACGGGCUGGUGCAGUGAUGGCUGCCAGGCCAUUGUUGAUACUGGAACUACUCAGAUCACAAUCCCAAAGCAAUACUUAGGCACCUUCUUGCAGGCUGUGGGAGCUGAAGAUUACAAUGGUGAGUUUUUGGUGAAUUGCAACAAUGUCCAGAACAUGCCCACCAUCACCUUUGUCAUUAAUGGCUCCGAGUUCCCACUGCCUCCUUCUGCUUAUGUCUCCAAUAAUGAUGGGACCUGUAUUGUUGUAGUUGAGCCUACAUAUUUGCCUUCCCCGAAUGGAGAGCCAUUAUGGAUCCUGGGUGAUGUCUUCCUUCGGGAGUAUUAUUCCGUCUUUGACAUGGCCAACAACCGGGUGGGCUUUGCGCCCUCAGCAUAAGCAGGGCAAUGCCCAAUUUUUCCCUUAAUGUUGCU
Molecule: messenger RNA, 1214 nt
Organism: Pogona vitticeps (central bearded dragon)
Lineage: Eukaryota; Metazoa; Chordata; Lepidosauria; Squamata; Agamidae
Product: pepsin B
Biological process (GO): proteolysis
Molecular function (GO): aspartic-type endopeptidase activity
Source: RefSeq, a predicted model, not a curated record